AUGUACCAAUGCAGAGAGUUCAAAGCUUUAAAUGGAAAUUAUAUAGACAGAGAUGUGGGUGAAAGAAGUAAGGAAAUUGAUCUGCCGGAUAUAGGACAAGAGAAUCAGGAAAACAACGACGAGUUAGACACGACGACCUCCAGCGAAUUCGAAACAAAUCAAACACGCGCACCCCCAAACGACCCAAGCGACGAAUCAGCUACCACAAAGAAUACUGAAAAGAAUCUUUUCUCAUCGAUAAUCUCCAAAAUUAUUAUUUUCAUUAAACUAUUCUUUGAUAUUAUAUUUUUUUUACUAAUAUUAAUAAUUUUUAUUUCAUUUACUAUACUUUUUUCCUCACAUCCUUUAAGAAUAGGGUUAAUAAUCUUAAUACAAACUUUACUACUAUCAUUAAUUUUAGGGGUAUAUGCUAAUACUUAUUGAUUUUCUUAUAUUCUUUUUUUAGUAUUUCUUGGGGGAUUAUUAGUCUUAUUUAUUUAUGUCUCAAGAAUUGCAUCAAAUGAAAUAAUAAAAUUCUCCUUAAAAAUAAUUUUUUUUAUAAUAACUUUUUUAAUAAUAAUUUUUUCAAUUUUAAAAUUAAUAAACUAUAUAAUUUUUUUAGAUAAUUAUAAUUUUCUAAAUAAUGAAAUAAAUAAAUUAAAUAAUUACUUUAUAUUUUUUAAUGAAAAUAAAAUAAAAUUAACAAAAUUAUAUAACUCUCAAACUUUUUUAAUAAUUAUAAUAAUUAUUAUCUAUUUAUUUAUUACUUUAAUUGCUGUUAUUAAAAUUACUAAUAUUUUUUUUGGGCCACUACGAUCAUUUAACUAA
Messenger RNA from Pieris brassicae (large cabbage white), 807 nucleotides. Its product is annotated as NADH-ubiquinone oxidoreductase chain 6-like. Gene Ontology annotation, cellular component: mitochondrion. The record is from RefSeq and is a predicted model, not a curated record. Lineage: Eukaryota; Metazoa; Arthropoda; Insecta; Lepidoptera; Pieridae.